Phascolarctos cinereus (koala) is the source of this 888-nucleotide messenger RNA. RefSeq names its product pleckstrin homology domain containing J1 (gene PLEKHJ1). Lineage: Eukaryota; Metazoa; Chordata; Mammalia; Diprotodontia; Phascolarctidae. Gene Ontology annotation, cellular component: early endosome; trans-Golgi network; recycling endosome. Gene Ontology annotation, biological process: endosome organization; retrograde transport, endosome to Golgi; receptor recycling. The record is from RefSeq and is a predicted model, not a curated record.
CGGCCCGGCCGGGACUGGCGGGCCGCGGGAGCCGGAGCCGGAGCCGGAGCAGGAUCCCGACGUGGCCGCGGGGCCUCCCACCUCCCUUCGCCGUCAAGAUGCGGUACAACGAGAAGGAGCUCCAGGCGCUGUCCCGGCAGCCGGCAGAGAAAGCGGCGGAGAUCGGGAUGCGGGUCCCCAAGAAGGGCAGCGUGGUGAAACGGAGGCUCGUGAAGCUGGUGGUGAAUUUCCUCUUUUAUUUCCGGACAGAUGAAGCGGAGCCCAUCGGAGCCUUGCUUCUGGAACACUGCCGGAUUGCCAAGGAAGAGCCAAGUGGCUUCUCUAUCAGUUUCAUUGAGGACCCUGACAGAAAGUACUACUUUGAGUGCAGCAGCGAGGAGCAAUGUCAGGAGUGGAUUGACGCCCUGAGGAGAGCGAGCUAUGAGUUCAUGCGGAGAAGUCUCAUCUUUUAUAGGAAUGAGAUCCAGAAGAUGACGGGAAAGGUGAAUAUUCCAGGAAAGGACCUCAUCCUCUUGAUGUUUCUUUUUUUGUUUUUUAGGACCCCUUGGAGCAGUACGGUAUCUCUGAGGAGGCCAGGUUCCAGCUGAACACGCACCAGGCAUGACCAUCUCUUCUAAGAAAGAAGUCUGCCUUGCUCCACUCCCUGCCAGUGUUCGCCCCAGUGACUAUUGGGGGGUUGGGGGGUAGGGAAGGGGGGGGACAGGAGAAGAAAGGAUUUACAGGCCUCGGGCCUUCUACAGCAGAAGACCUUACCCUGGGACUGGCAAUGGGCUGCCUGGAUUGUUUCAACAAGAUCUGGGCCCAGAGGAGGGAAGGGAAUGAAAUGUAGUUUUUCUUCUCGGGUUGAAAAAGGUAACCAAGGCCUAGAGGUAGGGCUCCUUCAAGCAG